This is a messenger RNA of Umbelopsis ramanniana AG, 1018 nucleotides long. RefSeq lists its product as uncharacterized. Gene Ontology annotation, molecular function: oxidoreductase activity. The record is from RefSeq and is a predicted model, not a curated record. The transcript has 2 exons. Lineage: Eukaryota; Fungi; Mucoromycota; Umbelopsidomycetes; Umbelopsidales; Umbelopsidaceae. Bases 8 to 898 code for a protein of 296 amino acids.
CAAAAAUAUGAGUUCCCUCAAAUCCAUCGCCGUCUUUGGAGCUACUGGUGAUCUCGGUCCAUAUCUUGUGGACGCUUUACUCGAAUCCAAGGCUUUUAGCACCGUCAAGGUUUUGACAAGAUCUGAAAGCUUUGAGGAAAAACCAGAAAAGUUUAAUGAUCUCAAGGCCAGAGGCGUGCAAGUUACUGCCCUUGAUUUAGCGGAUGAAGAUGCAGUAACCGAGGCUCUUCAAGGAAUUGACGCUGUUGUCAGUUCCAUUGGUGGAAGUGUUCUAGCAAGCCAGUUGGUGUGGGUUAAGGCAGCGGCUAGAGCUGGCGUUAAACGAUUUAUUCCAUCCGAAUUUGGCAUUAAUUCUCAAAAGGCGGUUGGUCCUGUAUUCGAAACGAAGAGAGCCGUCCAAGAGGAAAUCGUGAAGAAUGGGCUGGAAUACACUCUAUUGUUUGUAUCACUUUUUGCUGAUGAAACCGUUAUCCCAUUAUUCGGGUUCGACGUUAAAGAGGGAAGUGCAAGACUUGUCGGUGACAGCUCUGUGCCACUUACUCUGACAUACAGAAAGGAUAUUGCUUCAUUCAUCGUGGAGAUUUUGAAGAAUCCCUCCGUAUCAAGAAACAAAGCACUGCAGGUCAAAAGCUUGCAAACAAGCUUUGAUGAAAUUAUCGAGAGGUUCAAAGCUGUAGGAACCCCCUUGAAAGUUUCAAGACUUACAGAAGCCGAGGCACAGGAGAUUAUUGAUGCCAAUCCGAACACCGUCACAUCAUUCUAUUUCAUGUUACUGAUCAAGGCAGCACAUGGAGAUAUGUACUUUGAUACAGUUGAUAAUGAUUUGUUCCCCAAUGUAAAGCCCAGUGGUCUUGACGUUGCUGUACAAGAGGCCAUCGAGUCUGCCAAGCAAUUAUGAUUUUGGUAUUAGUUAGCUUUAACCAGGAUGAAAUAGUUGUUCUUGCAUUGAGCUUAACGUAGUUUGCAGUGCAGCAUUUCCAUAUGCAAAAAUAAAGAAGCAAAGAAGCUCGUGACUGAU